Messenger RNA from Musa acuminata subsp. malaccensis (wild Malaysian banana), 2863 nucleotides. NCBI's taxonomy places the organism in Eukaryota, Viridiplantae, Streptophyta, Magnoliopsida, Zingiberales, Musaceae. The record is from RefSeq and is a predicted model, not a curated record.
GUCGGGGCGUGGAAGUUGGGAGAUGCGUUCGAUCGGACUACCAAAUGCCUUGAAUGCAGCCAGGACAUGGAGCUCUUCGGCCACCCGCCCUCUCGGGUUCUUUGGACGGGUCUUGGACGUUGACGCAAUCACAAGCGCUUUACGCCACUGUGGUCGAGUCCUGGCCAUUCAGGAAGGUAUGUCGAUCCACUCGCAGCUAUUGAAACGGGGCCUCUGUCCCGACGUCCUUAUCGCGAAUCAUCUCAUCGAUAUGUACGGGGCCUCUGGGUUCCUUGAUGGCGCACAGAGGCUGUUCGGUGAAAUGCCUCACCGGAAUGUGGUCUCUUGGACCACCUUGAUUUCAGCACAAACUCGUGCUGGCCAUCCUAACUUGGCUAUCGAAACUUUUACCCGGAUGUUGAAUCACGGAUCUGAAGAACCCAAUGGCUAUACUUAUUCCGCCGCCUUGAAAGCUUGUGCCAUUGCUGGCAAUCAUGAGUUGGGCAGGUGGAUCCACAGACAUGUUUUGAACAAUGGAUUGCAAUCAGAUGUGGUCCUGAUGAACGCUGUUGUUGAUAUGUAUAUCAAAUGUGGGAGUUUCAGUGAAGCCCGAUUUGUGUUUGAUGAGUUCUCUCUGGCCAACUCUACCUCAUGGAAUACGAUGAUUGCUGGGUAUUUCAGAAAAGGCAGCGCAUUCGAGGCAGAGAACCUAUUUUAUCAGUUUUCUAAACCGGAUGCCAUCUCAUACAACACCAUGAUCUCUGGGUUUGCAGGAAUGGAAAGCCCAAAAGCAUUAGAUUAUGUUUAUUUGAUGCACUCAAAGGGUUUUAAGCUUGACCAUUAUACGAUUCCCUGUGCUCUAAAAAUAUGUGGGGUCUUAACUUUUUUGAAAAUGGGAAAGCAGAUUCAUAACUACAUCAUUAAAUCUGGUUUUCUCUUCAGAUGCUUUAUUCUCUCCUCGCUGAUUGAUAUGUACUCCAAAUGUGGCCAAAUAAAUGAGGCAAUAAAGCAAUAUGACGAGUGCAUGAACUACAAAGGUCUUACUGACAGAUUACCCCUACUAAAUUCCAUGUUUUCUGGAUUUGUUGGUAACGGAUACACUGCACAUGCACUUGAUCUGAUGUCAGUGAUCUACAGAUCAGGCACUCAGCUUGAUCAUUUUACCUUUUCAAGUGCUCUACGGCUUUGCAUUAACUUACAUAAUAUGCGAAUUGGUCUUCAAGUCCACAGUUUGAUCAUUAUUAGUGGAUUCCACAGAAACCAUAUUGUUGGCAGCAAUCUGGUAGAUCUUUAUUCAAGAUGUGGGAAUUUAGUAGAUGCAUUUAGAUUGUUUCACGAUCUCUCUCACAAGGAUGUAAUUGCAUGGACUGGACUAAUCACCGGCUGUUUGCGAGAAGGGUCAAAUGAGUUGGUAUUUAAUCUGUUUAGAGAAGUGAUUCGCUUGAAAAUCAAGGUGGACCACUUUCUGGUUUCAAACAUUCUUAAAGCUUGUUCGGUUAUUCCGUGGGUUCAAGGUGGAAAACAGGUUCAUGCAUAUAUUGUUAAGGGAGGGUUUGAAUCAGAAAGCAUCACUGUUACUUCGUUAAUUGAUAUGUACUCGAAAUGUGGUGAGAUUGAUGAUGGCUUCAAGGUAUUUGAGUCUGAAGUUGAAAAGGAUACUGUCUGCUGGACUGGGAUAAUAACUGGAUGUGGGAGUAAUGGGAAGGCAACAGAAGCACUGAAGCUUUUCCGGGAGAUGAUAAAAGCAGGGGUGGAACCAAAUGAGAUCACUUUCCUGAGUGUUCUUUCAGCCUGCAGACAUGCCGGCCUGGUUGCAGAUUCAUGCAGGAUUUUCAAGUCCAUGGAAGAUCGGCAUGGCUUGAAACCAUGGAUAGAGCAUUAUCAUUGCAUGAUAGACAUUUUAUGCAGAGCCGGAUUGUUUGAAGAGGCUAGGGAGAUGAUUUCUCUGAUGCCUUAUCGGCAUGAUGAAACUGCACAUAACUCUUUACUUAGCAGUUGUCAGAUUCAUCAAAAUUCAGAACUUGGCAAGCUUGCUCAGGUUGACUUGUUUCAAUCUAUAUCAUGUGAUACAUCAGGGUACAUUACAUUGCCUAAUAUUUAUGCUAGCCAGGGUUUUUCGGAUGUUUCAGCUAAGUUUAGAGAGUUAAGCAGAAGAAUGAAUAUUAAGGAUGCUGGAAAAAGCUGGGUCCAAGUUAGGACUCAAUGAUAUAUCUAUAUCUCGUUGCCAUCCUGAAUAUUGUGGAUUGCAUUUGUUAGUUUUGGGAAGAAUAGACAUGUUUAGAAAGCCUGCAUUCUGGAACAAUGCUUUACCCAAAAGCUCUCAGAAAGGACGCUUAAAUCUUCUGAGGUGUGGAAAGGAUAAAGGGUAUAUCAUGGUGAUGGCUCGUGGAACAAGUAGACAGGCAAAUCAUACUCUUGCUGAAUAUUUUGUUUGCACUAAUAAUCUCAUCUAUAUGACCACUAGAAAUAAUGCUAUUUUUUCUGCUAUUUAGUUUCUAAUAUCUCUUACCAUUGUAGGUUAAUAGCCACUCGAGAAAUGAUGCGAACGAAUGGGUAUAGUUGUCAAUCAUGCCCAAAGAUUUUGACUUGCAUAAGAAAAAAGUUUUGGUACUUCACAUGUGUGGUUGCCAACAUUCUCUUGAGUAGCCUUCGUCAGUUGGAGUUGUCCUACAAACUUUUUGAACAUUGAAAAGAACAUCAUUUCAGGGCAUCCAUGGUGUGAAGCAGGAUGCGUCUCUUAUAAUUCCAACAUCGGCAUCAUCGUUCGAAUCUUCUGAUGUCUAUCAUGUCUAAGGUUUAUCAAGUGGGAAACAACUAAAUCCCAAGUCUCUGUACAGUCUGGCCGUACUACUGCUGAGGAGAGGUUCCAUCAAGAAGAUUGUCC